AGCUGGACCCGAGAGGCCCUUGGCAGGUUUCACAGGGCAUGCUUACCCUAGCCCCAGCAGGUGGCAUCUCUUAAGCCCUAAUGUUCAGAACAUAUGCCCUCCACCUUCCCAUAAACUGGCCCCUUCUCCCAUUACCUCCAACUGGGCAUCUGAAAUUCAGAACUGGGUUAUUUAUAGUCAAGCCCAGGGGAGGCGUGAGAGAGAGAGCUGUGUUUACAAACACAGGGUCACCUGAACCCAGAGGUCCAGAAGGCAGCUAGCGCUUCCUUCUACCCUUCCCUACAGACCAGGGUAGGGAGACAGGGUGUUAAGAGCAGGGAAGGAAGUGGGCGUAGGGGGUCUUUGAUGCUGGUGCACGUGACCCAACGUGUGUCGUAUGCAAAUUGUAUGCAAAUAAGACAGAUUUGGCCACUUAACAUGAUGUACAAGGAGCGACCCUCGCGGGGUUUCGUGGCCUGGUGGUCGGGUGCCCUGGCCCUGGCCAGGUCCCAGGGCCACCGGAGGAAGGGCCAAGUCUUACAAGUCCCUCCUUCAGCCUUGACCUAGCUCUGAUCUUACAGAAAGAAACUGUCAUCCAAGGGAAGGAGAGUUUUGCCCCUCAACCACUCAAGGACUCUGCCAGUCCAGCUCCCACGCCCCUGUCUGUUGUUGGGGAAGAUAGGUGUCGGGUUACCAGUCCAGGGGCUAUAGUUAGCCGCGGGGACUUUGUUCGGCAGUCCGGGAUCUGCGCAGCGCCUGCUGCCCGCACCUCAGCCCUAGUCUGCCGCAAAAAGGACCAGAGCCCUAGGCCACUCUCGCCUCCGCCACCUCCAGGUAGGUCCUCGUCCCCGCCCCGCCCCUCUCCAGGCGGAGCCAUAUAACUGCCCCACCUAUACCAUCGCAAAGAAGUCCUGGAGAGCCUGGGUGAGGGGCCGCCUAGUAGCGAUAGACUAGGGCUUGAGAUGGGGACAGUAAAGUCCGAAGCCCUGCCUAUGCUUAGACUUGUCCUUGGUCCCGCCCCAUAUCACUUUUGAAUUCCAGUCCUUAACUAAGGACCCUCUCAGGGUGCAGGAGGAAGGUCCUGGAGCCCAUCCAAGCCAGCACCCCGUCUCCACUGGCCUCAUUAUUAUCUGGAUCCUGCCAUCACAGGACUCCUCCAAGGAUGAUUCUGGAGGAUCUGCUGAUGGUCCUCAGUUGCCUCGGCCUGCACACCCUUUGGAAGGUCCAAGCUGUUCCGAUCCUGCCCCUGAGCCUGGUUCCAGACACUUUCGAUGAUGCCUACGUGGGUUGCUCUGAGGAGAUGGAGGAGAAAGCAGGCCUGCUGCUAAAGGAGGAGAUGGCCCGCCAUGCCCUGCUCCGGGAAUCCUGGGAAGCAGCCCAAGAGGCCUGGGAACACCGGCGGCACACGCUCACUCUACCUCCUGGCUUCAAAGCCCAGCACGGAAUAGCUAUUAUGGUGUACACCAACUCAUCCAACACCUUGUACUGGGAGCUGAACCAGGCUGUGCGGACAGGGGGUGGCUCCCGGGAGCUCUACAUGAGGCACUUCCCCUUCAAGGCCCUGCAUUUCUACCUGACCCGGGCCCUGCAGCUGCUUCGGGGCACCCGAGGCUGCUAUGGGGAAGAUGGGGAGGUGGUGUUCCGAGGCGUGGGCAGCCUUCACUUUGAACCCAAGAGGCUGGGGGACUCUGUCCGGUUAGGACAGUUUGCCUCCAGCUCUCUGGAUGAAACGGUGGCUCGUGGGUUUGGUAAUGCCACUUUCUUCAAUCUAAGGACUUGUUUUGGGGCUCUUAUCCAGGCUUUGUCUGUCUUCCCUGAGGAGCGUGAGGUGCUGAUCCCCCCACAUGAAGUCUUCUUGGUCACUGGGUUCUUCCAGCAUGGAGCCCAGAGCAUAGUAACUCUCUGGAGUUAUAAUCAGACCUGCAGCCACUUUAACUGCGCCUAUUUGGGUGGGGAGAAGAGGCAUGGCUGUGUGUCCUCAACAGCAGGAGGGCAGCCAGAGUCACCCUCCACAGAGGCCUUGGCUCUGCAAUCAGGGAAGACGCUGCUCUUGGCCCCUGGGGAGUUGCAGCUCUCGAGAGCUGGACCCUGAAAGCCUCUUGGAGUCUUGGGAACUGAUGACCUUUCCAUGAAGACGGGGCUUUGCGUGGCCUCGAGAAGCACGAGUGUGGUUCUGGUUCUAGUGCAGUGGGCUACCUCUCCAACCAGGGUUGGAGACCUGAGGCCAUGGCAGGGUUGAGGGAACCCCACUAUGUGGUGGGGACUUCCUAGGACAUGCAAGGUCAAGACUGGAUGACUACUCAAUUAAACGGAGUUGUGGUACAGCGA
Peromyscus californicus insignis is the source of this 2307-nucleotide messenger RNA. It is a transcript of the gene Art5, whose product is annotated as ADP-ribosyltransferase 5. The record is from RefSeq and is a predicted model, not a curated record. Lineage: Eukaryota; Metazoa; Chordata; Mammalia; Rodentia; Cricetidae. The coding region runs from base 1142 to 2071 and encodes 309 amino acids. The transcript is spliced from 4 exons. Gene Ontology annotation, molecular function: NAD+ poly-ADP-ribosyltransferase activity; NAD+-protein-arginine ADP-ribosyltransferase activity.